CAGUGGUCUCCAGGCGCUCAAAACUUGCUUGUUAAACAAGAGAAGAGGACAAACUGUUUCUUUGUGAAAUGAUAAACCAUUUGUUGCUGGAAUUAAAAAACGUUGUUUUGCAUUUAUUUUAUAUAUAUUUUUUUUUGUUCGCUUUUGAUAUCGGUACUUUUCCUACAGAAGCUGUUUUCUGCUGGUGGGUGUUUUGAUAGAAGUUUUAUCUUUCUCACUGGAAAGGAAGUUAUCAUUUACUUGACUUCUACUUACAGUAGACACAAGAACAUCAUCUUGAUAGCUUGGUGAUACAGUAUUAACAUGCAUAUUAGUUGUUUACUGACAUUUCAAGAUUUUGAAGACUUUUUCGACAAGUACAGUAUAUAUGACUUCAUACGAUAUUUGUGUAAUGCUUGAAAAUGAAACAGCUGGCUUUUGAUUGACUAAGUGAAAAAAUUGUUAUAUUCAUACCUUCUAUUUGUUGGGUAGUGAAUCAAAUAGACCUAGUUAUUUUCAUGGAUGUUUCAUUGGAAUAUUUAUACUGUACUUGGUUGAUUUUUGUCUGUGCUUACUUCAUUGCACUAUCAUCAAGUUUUAUGAUGUAUCUGGGUCACCUAUUACUACAGGAACACACUGUAAUUUUUCACAAGUAAUUGUCAAAUUGAGCAGUCCUUUUGGCUUACCAAGAGAGUACUGUACCAUUUACAUUUUCAGUUCAUUGUCAACUUACACAGUCUGGAUAUAUGUUCCAAGAUAUAAACAUUUUUGAAGGAUGAUAUUUCUGAUUUAUGGAAUUAUUUAUUAAAAGUAUAGAAUCUGAGUUACAAAAUUAAAGUAAUCUACAAGAUUUAUAGAAACUAAGCUAUUCAGAUCAAAAUUUAGAAAAAUUGGAAGAUUGUGUUUAAGUACAGAAGCUACAGUAAACUUAUCAGUUUGAAGCAUUCGCAUCUAAAUAAACAUUCCAUGUGGUAGUAACAAAGUAUUUAUUUUUAAGUUUCAGUCCUUUGUUUUAAUAACUAAAUUAAUCCUUGUAUUUCUUUACUGUGUGACCACAUUUGUUAAUUGUGCAAAAGCUUACAGAAACAGAAAGCUAUUUUGAGAUAAAAACCAUCUAAACUUUAUUAUCGUUGGAAAAUCCACCAAAUACCAACCAUUAAAAAGACUUUAUUUUAAAACACUAAUUGUGCGGAACAACAACUUUCUACUUCUUCCUAAGUGCAUAAUAGUCAAUUUUCACAUAAGUUAUAUUUGGAAUAAUCAGAUAUUCAUAAUGCACUUCGUCUCUUUUUUGAGUUAAGUUGAGUACAGUACUUACAUCAUCGAAAUUUUGAUUUUAUGUUCAAGACACUUUGACAGUUAAAAAUGUUGAUGUCGACAAUCUAACAGAGAUUUUUGCUGCAGGCCGGAGGCUCUGUCCCACAAAACUGCUAAAAGCCUUUGGUAACAUUCCUCAGUGAAUUAAAGACCAGUAAACUGUUAUCACCUUAUUAAACUUUACUGUGAGAAGCAUGUUAUCAUGCUGGCUGCUAAAUACUUGUGGGAUUAACCACCAGUAAUACAUGAACAGAAACAUGUUACCAUAUUUGAUAUGCGAUGUUUUAUUUUGCGGUCACAUUGAUUGUGGUAUCUAGAGAAGCAUACAUCACUAAAUGGUUGAUUGAUUGAUUGACAUACUGACUGACUGAUUUGUCAUUUGAGCAAUAGGAAUAAUCUCAUGCAACACUGUUUCUUUGAGGUGAUCCCGUCAUGUUUUUUAUUACUAUUCAGAAACUCCAGAAAAAAAUACUUUGGUAAUUUUUGUCAUUGGUAGCAGAUUGAUCAUCAUUGAUUAGAAUUGAUACUUAUUGAUAGCUGAUUAAUCAAAGAUAUGGAUUGAUACACACUGCUUAUUGAUCACUAUUGUUUGGAGAUACUUAUUGAUUAUCAUUAUUUGAAAUUUAAAAUUGAUUGAAAUCUGAAUCAAGGAUUAAAUGUGGUUCUGAAGCACAAUACACUAUUUCUGUGCCAAAAUAUAUAUCACGUUAGUAAAGGACAAUGCUCAAGUUAAUGCACUUUUUUGGUUACAACCAUGGUUUGAGCUUCAAGUUUUGUAAUAGUUUACCAUAAUUUCUAUUUUCUACCAUUAAAUAAAAGACAACAAAAGAGCCUCUAUUUUGUGAAUUCUCCAAAAGACUGAAACGCCAUUCAAUAUAUUUAUUUGUGAGUGCUUUUGUAAGCAACUCUAUUCUGCCAGUAUAUUUUGAUGUUGUGUUAGCAUCAAUGGGUGGCUAUCUCGUGCUGUCCAUUAUUGAAGCUGUCAUUGAACUUCUUCUUUACGGAUAUGAACUCUUCUGGUUGCUUGUAAUCGGAAUUCUGACAUUAUACAAUCACGAUAAUAAUAUUAAUAAUCGCCAAAUUGAUUCUCACAAACGGAUCAUUAGACAGAACAUUGUGAUGAAUGAAGAGCCAAGUAUAUUUGGAACACUUGCCAAAGAUAAGUCACCUGCUAGAGAUGAAAAUAAAAGAAGGAGUAUGCCGCAAACACCCUCAUUUGCGAAUCUCUUCAAAGCUGUAGAGGGAGAAAGUACUAUGCCAAAAAUGUGCAAUGGUCAUGUGACAUCCUCAGAGACAUCCUCCAACGUGGUAGAGUCAGAAGAAAUCGAAAAAGACAAGGAGAUCAUUGUGAAGAUCGCGUUUAUCCGAUGAUAUUGGUGUGGCCGUAUAAACAGAGGUAGUAACUCCGCAUAAUGGAUCAGUAACCGCGAUGAUCUAGAGAGUUACCUCCACAUCACAGUGGUGUACAGAGGUCAUCGGCAUGAUCUUUAUGCAAAGUAUCUGUUGUUUGACCUCUGCGAAUCAUCACGGAAUUGGCAGAGGUCAGUUCUAAUCACGUAACUUCCAGGUACAACCAAUGAUUUUUCUUUUAUCCUGUAGACAAUCGACUGGAGAUUGUAAUGGAUGGAUAAUAUGUUGAACUUGAUAUUGUCUUUUAUGCUUAUUUUCGUAUUUUAUAUAUUUUUUUUAGUAAGUUGUGUGCAAUAAUCUUUUAAUUGAUGUCACUUAACUUGUUUACUAGCUUCAAUAGUAAAGGUCAUUUUCUGACCGUGAUCAUGACCUUUCCUGUUUAUUGCCUAAUCAAUAUAUAGUAUCAAUAAUGAACUAUCAUGAGAUGGUAGUAU
Anneissia japonica is the source of this 3140-nucleotide messenger RNA. RefSeq lists its product as uncharacterized. The transcript is spliced from 4 exons. The record is from RefSeq and is a predicted model, not a curated record. The coding region runs from base 2242 to 2667 and encodes 141 amino acids. Lineage: Eukaryota; Metazoa; Echinodermata; Crinoidea; Comatulida; Comatulidae.